CGGUGGCCAGUGAAUGAAUGAUCAAAGCCUUUUUAAAGGUUUGGUGGGCGGUGCAUGUACAGUAUUUACACUGUGCCGCUCCGCCCUAGAGCAGGAGAUAGAAAACUGCCUGUGGGCCGGUGGAGGGAUGAAACAAGUGGAAGGAGAUGUACCAAACAGGCAUAUAUUAAUAACUCCACCAAACGCACUACGCCUCGUCGGCUCCACUUCUUUCACCCUAGGACGCUGUAGCAUCCUCCUUUUUGCAUAAAAGGACGAGCGGUCCUUUGCGGUGCUGAAUCGGAGCUUCAUGGCCGCGACACUCGCGAUGAGCGGCGGCGGGCAGGAGGAUUCCUUUUACCCGCUGCAGAAGGCGACUCUGCCCGCUGGAUUCGCUCUGGAGGACUCGGCGUUGUUCGGCUUGGACUGCAAGAUCACAGAAACGGACAAGACUGGACAUAAUGACUACACACAGGCAAAGUAUGAGAUGGACAGGUAUCUCACCCCUCAGUCUCUCCCCCUUCCACCUCAUGCAGACAGCCAGCAGAAGUCCCAGAGAGACAGCGCGUCAGCGCUGGAUCAGUUCUUCACUGAUCACACUGGGUCUCCCUACACCCUUAACAUGAAUCUUUACCUCCCUGACUCUGCCUACCUGAGGAUGGGCUUGGGCCAACAGGUGCGGCCCUCUCAGCACCAGAAUCACACAGGUCUCACUCAAAUCAAAACAGAAUCUGCCUCCCCGUGUUUCUCCACCAACAUACAGCUGCACUGCCCCAACACGACACCGACUAGUCGCUGCAGCACAUCUGGGCAUGGCCCUGGCAAUAUUGCCAUGGAAACCUCAACCAUAAACAUGACGUUAACAGGGUUACCGGACUUCACCAGUGUUUUUAACCAGUCGGGAGGCUGCCGCGGUGAUGAUUCAGUUCCACAAGUUUUCAUCAAACAGGAAAUGUCAUCGCAGUUCGAGCAACAUCCUCUCCACCACCAUGACAACAGUGGCUCACUCUUUCAGCUACUAAACUCCGGCUUGGAACAUCACCAUGGAAAUGGUAUGGAAGCUCAGCAGCAGCAUCAUCAUCAUCAUCACCACCAUCAUCAUCAGCAGCAGCAGAUACAACACACUUCCACAAUCCACUCACCUUUCCAUGAUUUGCCGGUAGCUUCUUCUGCAUCCCAACAAGAGCAGACGGCCAAGCCUGCCUACUGCGGCCUGGGUGGUGGGGCAUACACACAUUCUCAUGCCCAGGCACAUCCCCAUUUUCUCCAGCAGCCGGUUCCCUACCUGCCUCCCUCUCCGCCGAGCUCGGAGCCCGGCAGCCCUGACAGGCAGAAGGAGCUGCUCCACACCAUGUCCCCUCCUCCCUCAUAUGCAGCCACCAUCGCCUCCAAGUUGGCAGGUAGCACCCCUGGACUCGGACCUGGCCCGGGACCAGGCAGCUUAGCCCUGCCCCUCACUACAGGGCCCGUGUCGGACCCAGGCCAAGCCCCAGGCCAAGCCCCAGGCCAAGCCGCAGGCCAAGCCGCAGGCCUUCCCCAAGCACCUGCCACAACCCCAGCCCCAACUCCAGCUCAGACCACUGUGCCUGCCCGCUAUAACCGGAGGAACAACCCAGACUUGGAGAAGCGACGGAUCCACCACUGUGAUUAUCCAGGUUGCAAGAAAGUCUACACCAAGUCGUCCCAUCUAAAAGCCCACCUCAGGACUCACACAGGUGAGAAGCCGUACAGGUGCACGUGGGACAGCUGCGACUGGCGUUUUGCUCGUUCGGAUGAGUUGACGCGUCAUUUCCGGAAGCACACGGGCGCCAAACCCUUCCAGUGCGCCGUCUGCUCCCGCUCCUUUUCCCGAUCUGACCACCUCGCCUUGCACAUGAAGAGACACCAGAACUAGCAGCGUUUGCACACACACACACACACACGCACGCACGCACGCAUGCACGCACGCACGCACACACAAACACACACACACACACACACACACACACACACACACACACACACACACACACACACACACACACACACACACACACACACACACACACACACACACACAAACACACAGACAAGCUGCCUGAUGACACUACAGCUGCUCCUGGUGCUGCUACCAUGUGCUGAAAUUGUACGACAGCCUAACAAACGUGUUGGUCUUAACCCAGAGUUUGAUUGAUUGAUUCGGAGGUUGUAAAGUAGAAACGUAAUGGCCAGGUGAAGUACUUGGUCCCUUAACCUCCAGUUAUACAUGGUAUAGAUUUAUUUAGAUGAAUACAAGGAAGAAAAAAAAAGAAAAGAAAAGAAAAUGGUAGUCCCAAAUGUUUCCAGUCCAUUUAGACUCUUUAAUGUGACUGGAAUGAAAGCACUUACCACUCAAAACUUGUAAACUUUAUGUCUCUAUCCUAACAUAGAACUGGCUUUUUAUUGUUUUCUUUUAUAAAGGGGAAGCUUUGUGUAUUUAUAUAUAUAUAUAUAUAUAUAUAUAUAUAUAUAUAUAUAUAUAUAUACUUUUUUUUUUUUAACAAAUCCUUUGGUUUGCACUAGCAUUUGUAAUUUAAGUCUGAGCCUUUUUGGCCCAUGCAUCUCAUUCACCACUGGAACAAUCUUUAUCACUACUGGACUGAAUCUAUGUGAACGCCACACAAAUUAUUGCUGUUCAGAUAUUAAAAAUUGAAGGCAUUUAUACUCUGGAGAGGGGGAAAAAAAUGAGGGUGGGGUGGAGAUGAAGAGAGAGAGAGAGAGAGAGAGAGAGAUAGAUUUUUGUUUUUAGAGAGAGGAAAUCUGAGGACGACUGAGAAACAGGAAGGUGGAUGGUUGCUAAAGAGCAGCAAUUAGGUGAUGAAUUAUUCAUGUUGUCUUUUCCAACCAGAGAAAUGUAAGCAGAACCCAUAAACAUUAGAAUUCAUUCAGUUAAAACAUAAUUGACAAUUUGAUGCACAAGCUUCAAUUAAGCGUCUUCAAAAUACAAUUAUUGUACAUCUAUCUCAUGCAGCCUUUAUUUUAAAAAACAAUCUUUAAAAUGUUUUAACCAAAGUAUCAUCUUCAUCACCAACACCUUAUUAAGUGCCUCCUUCUCGGAUUUAUGUUUUUGUUCAGUGGUAAUAGAGCUAUGAUCAAUGUAGACAGUCCUUUUAAACACACAUGGUGCUUUUUUUUAUUUCUUAAUCUAUUGAAAUCUAUUGAAAAAAAGGGAAUUUCUUUUAAAAUUACAAGGUUUAAUCAAUCGUUCAAUGUGAUUUAACAGCUCGGCUCAGGCCACUUCACAAACCUUUUUAAUUAAAAUGACAGUCAGUCCUUCCUCUGAGGGUAUUCACCCCGUACACAGCUAACUUGCAAUUUGGCUCUAUCAGUCAAUCGAACAUGGACAUACGUUGUGUUAAAGGAUAAGUUCACAUUUUUUUCAGGUCUUUCUUAAAACAACAUUCCCAUAAGUGCAAUGCGAGAGUUAUUGGUUGAUGCACUGUUCCUCCAGCGAUCUCUGCAAAAAACGUUUUGAAAAAGUAGUAAGUUUGAUAGUAAGACAGUAAGUUUGAUUUUAGUAUCAGCUUACAGUAACUUUGGUUGAACUCCUGAACUGCAUGAAAGAAGUGGAUGUAGCCACCGUGACAUCACCUAUUGGUUUAUAGAUCACUGUUUUGAAGUCUCGAGUUUGGCAUUUUGGCCAUUGCCAUUGUUGGAGCUAGAAGUGAUCAUAUUUGGAUGAGUGGGUGGAGCCAAGAUAUCAGCUAGCUAAGCUGCUUGUUUAACUAAGUGCAUCCAUAAUUCACGUAAGUGUGAUAUUAAUGGGAUGCCAAUUUUGGCAUAGUAAUCCUUUUAAUAAUAAUAAUAAUAAUUAAUUAAAGGCAUUGGCUUCUCUUUUCAGGCCCAGAUGCUACAUCUAUUUCUUUUAUGCAGUACAUUUUUCCACAGAACAGCGAUUUUGCAUUGAAAUCUAUCUUGGAACGUAUCUUGUCACUGUCACUAUGGAUGAGAGGAACAAUCACAUCCUGUAAAAACGUCUUUAGUAUACACAUUGACACGAGAGGAGGCCUACUGUUUUAAGACAGACUCGAAAAAAUGUGAUGUUCACUUAAAUGUCCAUUUUGAUGGUGGGAUUUAGCUUGCGUAUAUAACUGUAUUUGUUCAUUCACUGCAGGUAGCAUUAAGAUAAUAUAGCACUGUAAUGUAUCAUGGUAAAUCUGACUAUUUAUUUGAUUGUGUAGAAGUGGGGGUUGUAUUAGAUCAACCGUCUUUCUCCCCAGCAAAAAUGCCUUAAUGUAAAUAUAUGCACUGUAAAUAACUGUUGAUUUUUUUUUUCCCUCUUUGGUUAUUAUUUUGUAAACAAAAGGGCAAAAAGGAAAAUGCCCUGCAUCCAAAAAUAUUUGAGCCUUUUUGUUUUCUUAAUUUUUUUUUUUGUCAAAGAUAUUUUGAUGCCAUUGUUUUAUAUAUUGUCCUUCCAAUAAUGUUUUUUGUAGAUUUGAUUUCUUCCUAGGUAAACGUUCCAAAGACAAAAGUUGUUUUUCCUUCAACUGAGUGAAACAGAUCCUAAUAAAGUCAACUGACACUUUUACA
Etheostoma spectabile (orangethroat darter) is the source of this 4527-nucleotide messenger RNA. It is a transcript of the gene klf5a, whose product is annotated as Kruppel like factor 5a. The record is from RefSeq and is a predicted model, not a curated record. Bases 290 to 1873 code for a protein of 527 amino acids. Gene Ontology annotation, molecular function: RNA polymerase II cis-regulatory region sequence-specific DNA binding; DNA-binding transcription factor activity, RNA polymerase II-specific. Lineage: Eukaryota; Metazoa; Chordata; Actinopteri; Perciformes; Percidae. The transcript has 4 exons. Gene Ontology annotation, biological process: regulation of transcription by RNA polymerase II.